Lotus japonicus is the source of this 1260-nucleotide messenger RNA. RefSeq lists its product as uncharacterized. The transcript has a single exon. The record is from RefSeq and is a predicted model, not a curated record. Gene Ontology annotation, molecular function: RNA binding. Lineage: Eukaryota; Viridiplantae; Streptophyta; Magnoliopsida; Fabales; Fabaceae. The coding region runs from base 1 to 1260 and encodes 419 amino acids.
AUGAAAGGUACUGGCGUAGGAGGGAAACAUAUCGAAGAAGGGGAAUGGCAGGUGGUUAAAGGUCGGAGAAGGAGAAGUCUCACUUCCUAUUUCUUUUCACAUUUUCCAGAGAAUUUUGAUGCAAAGGCCAUGUGGGAAGUAUUCAAACUUUAUGGUGAUGUGGAUGAGGUGGUUAUUCCGGCAAAGAGAAAUAAGGAGGGCCUACGAUUUGGCUUUGCCAGAUUCUGGGAUGUGAUGGAUCCAAAACAGAUGGAGAGAAAGCUUGAUAAUAUCAUUAUUGGUUGUAAUAAGUUAUAUGUGAACCUACCACGUUUCAAGAAAGAGGAGACGAAUCGGGAGAGUGGGCGAAUGGAUGUUCAAGCAACCAAGGCUGAUCGUGGAAAGAUUAUUCAGAAGAAGAUGCCAGCAAUGGAUAGGGAAAAGAUGGAAUGUCAAGCUCAAAAGAGACCUGGUAGAUCAUAUAAGGAGGUCUUGGAGAAUGUGAAAGGGUAUGUGGAGGUUCCUGUGGAGCCAAAGGAAGUAGAGAGAGUAAUUGAGAUUGAAGAGGAAGUGGCACCGUGGCUGAAGAACAGCUGGAUAGGAAGGCUAAAAAGGGUGGAUUUACUAAAUUCAAUCCCAGAAUUAUUUAUUCUUGAAGGAAUCAACUGUGUACGUGUAAAGUAUAUGGGUGAUAACCUUGUGCUGAUCACUGGGGUGGAAGGGUCGAAGAUUAAGGAAAUAUGGAAGCAGGCAGAUGGCUGGCUCAAUGAUAUGUUUGAAGAAAUGUAUCCUUGGAGUCCCAAUUUAACACCAGAACAGAGGAUCAUUUGGCUCCGAUGUGAAGGAAUCCCUCUGCACCUUUGGAAGGUCAAGUUCUUCCAGGAGCUGGUUAAUGAGGUAGGAGAGAUCGUAGCAGUUGACGGAGAUACUAUUAAUUUUGAGAAGGUUGAUGCAGCUCGCCUCUGCAUUCGCACACCUUCUAUGGAACCAAUCUUCUUACACUACAAGGUAAAGAUCAAGGAAAAUGUAUUUAAUGUCAGGUUGGUGGAGGAGUUUCCAACGUAUGGAUCUUGUGAUGGAUGUAAAAAGGAUCAAUCAUGCUCUUCAGAGGACAAUGAAUCAUCCAGCUGGUCAAUGUUUGGGGUUGGGUCUCCGCCGGCGAGCCCGUCAGGCCAUAGCAGCGGUGGCGGAAUGAGGGAAGUGGAUGAGCCGGGGCUUCAUGGGGAGGAGAGAGAGGUAGUGAGAGAAACACUUUCCCAGCCGAAAUCCCCUUUAAGAUAG